AUGGGUGCAAUCAUAUCUUUACCUAUUACCAUGGGCACAACAUUUGCCGCAUCCUGUCUUGGAGGAUGUUGCUCGAAUCUAUUAUCUAAGACCUUAUCAUCUCUGAGCUCUAGCUCAUUAGGAACAAGAUUAAUAUAUGCCAGUUGGCUGCUUUUAAAUUCGCUGAUAUCGUGGAUCUCUAUGUCAGCUAAUAAAUCAUUUCUAUGGCCGGGGAAGACCUGUACGGACACAGGUGAAUGUGGGUUCUUUACAGUACACCGAUUAAACUUUGCCCUUGGGUUAAUCCAUGUAAUAAUGGGUGGCAUACUGAUAGGUGUGAAGUCAACUAAAGAAAAAAGAUCAGAGUUGCAAAAUUCAUGGUGGAGUCUCAAGUUCAUUAUUUACUUGAUGCUUGUAGUGGUAUCAUUCCUAUUACCAAACAAUUUUUAUGUGUUCUUUUCUAAAUGGGUAUCCGUACCAAGUGGGGCAGUUUUUAUAUUGAUUGGUCUAAUUUUGUUAGUUGACUUUGCUCAUGAAUGGGCAGAAACAUGCAUAUACCAUGUGGAGAUUGACGAUGAAAAUUCACCCUUUUGGAAGAAGUUCUUAGUGAUCGGAACAUCUGCAAUGUAUACUGCAUCUUUGGCAAUGACUAUUGUCAUGUAUGUUUUGUUCUGCCAAAAUCAUUGUUCGAUGAAUCAAACGGCCGUAACUGUUAAUUUGGUAUUGACAUGUUUAACUUUAAUAACAUCUAUUCAUCCAAAAAUUCAAGAAGCUAAUCCAAAAUCCGGUUUAGCGCAAAGUAGCAUGGUGUCGGUAUAUUGUACGUAUUUAACAAUGAGUGCUAUGGCUUCAGAACCAGAUGACAAAUAUUGCAACCCAUUGGUAAGAUCAAGUGGGACUCGUAACGCAAGUAUUAUCCUUGGUUCCGUGUUCACCUUUAUUGCUGUGGCAUAUACUACGACAAGAGCAGCAGCCAAUAGCGCAUUUCAGGGAACUUCCUCUAAUGGUGAAAUAUAUUUACCAGACGAUGGUGGUUAUGAUGGUCUAGAAGGUCAAUCAAGACAUCAACUUCGUUAUGAAGCUAUCAAACAAGCUGUUGAUGAGGGUUCGUUACCUGAAAGUGCACUUUAUGAUUCGCCAUGGAUGAAUGCUAAUCCAAAUAGCUCAAGGGAUGAUAAUGAUAUGGAUGAUGAUGAAUAUGAAGGAACGCAAUAUAAUUAUUCAUUAUUCCAUUUUAUAUUUUUCUUAGCUACCCAAUGGAUUGCUAUAUUAUUAACUAUUAAUGUGGGACAAGAUGAUGUAGGAGAUUUUAUACCUGUAGGUAGAACAUAUUUCUAUUCCUGGGUUAAAAUUGUGAGUGCAUGGAUAUGCUAUGUUUUAUAUAAUUGGACACUAGCUGCACCUGUCUUAAUUGAUGGUUUUGGCGCCGAUGAUUAUUGA
Molecule: messenger RNA, 1419 nt
Organism: Maudiozyma barnettii
Lineage: Eukaryota; Fungi; Ascomycota; Saccharomycetes; Saccharomycetales; Saccharomycetaceae
Gene: TMS1
Product: Tms1p
Exons: 1
Coding region: 1-1419 (472 amino acids)
Cellular component (GO): membrane
Source: RefSeq, a predicted model, not a curated record